UACCAAGCAAGCACCGUGCAACGGCUGCUGAGCUAAUCUAGGAAGGCGGGGGGAGCAGUUCGUCUGAAACGAGUUGAAACGAUAGAGUACGGUACUGCUAGAGAAGAUGUGGAGGCGAAGAGCAGAGGAAUUUCCUCUACCGGCUCAGCCACGGGAGUAUUUUGGUGUCGGCGGAGCCUCUUGUGCUGCUUGGAAGGUCGAAGCGGCUCCUGGGAGAUAAAGGAGAUGCCAAGAAGAGGACUUUGGACAAUAGAGAAUAAGAAGCAGCAUUAAAAUGUAAAACAACCCAUCAGUAAAAAUGCUUUCCACUUCGUCUGCAAAUUGUAAAAAAAACUCCUCCUUCCUCAGCAGAUGAGAGACAAGUGAGAGAAUAAAAAGAAGAAAGUUUCCACCUGGAAAAAAAAUAAAAAUCUCUGGAACUCAAGAAAACAUUACAUGAAAAGUCAAGGAGGAUAAUUUCCAAAUAAGGGAAAAGAGGGAAAUACCUGGAAGUCAGUAGGAAGGGAAUAUAUCCCUUGGAUAGCCAAAAAUGGGCAGACAUUAAUAAAAGACUGUAGAAGGAAAUAAUGGCUUGAAUCAAAGAACUUGCAAAUAAAUCACAAAUAUUUUUCGUCUCCUCAAGAAUCCAAAAAUAUCACUUUUUGAAAACACUCCACAGAGUGCCUAUUGUGGAAAAAACACAGCUUGCUGAUCACAGCUAAUUAUGCAGAAGAGGAUCCACACAGUGAAAAUGAUACAAAUGUUUGGAGUGCGGCCAAUGCUUUACUCACAAAAGCUUCCUCGUGAUUCAUGGAAGGAUCCAAACCGGAGAGAAACUACCAGUGCUUCCAGUGCAACAAAAGAUUAAGUAUGAAUACCAAUGUGGUGAGACAUAAGAGGAUUCAAACUUGGGUGACAAACUUUGAAUGCCCUGUUUGUGGGAAAUGUUUCACACAGAAUUCUGAUAUGGUGAUACACCAGAUGUCUCACAAGGCAGAGAAACCAUACAAGUGUUCUAAAUGCGAAAAAAGUUUCAAUUGGAUUUGUCGCCUGAAGAUACACCAGAGGAGUCACAAAGGAGAAAAUCCAUACGAGUGUCAAGAUUGUGGGAAAGGUUUCAAUUGGAAUUCUCUACUGGUGGAACAUCAGAGGAUUCACACAGGAGAAAAACCCUAUGAGUGUCCUGAUUGCGGAAAAGAUUUCUCUCGGAAAUCUGACCUAGUGAAACAUCAGAGGACUCACACAGGAGAGAAACCAUAUAAAUGUCGUGACUGUGGGGAAAGUUUCAGUCAUAAUUCCUACCUGGUGAAACACCAGAGGACUCAUACGGGAGAGAAAUCGUAUGAGUGUUCAGAUUGUGGGAAAGAUUUGAGUUGCAGUUCCGCCCUAAUUAAACAUCAGAGGACUCACACAGGAGAGAAACCAUAUAACUGUCUUGAUUGUGGAAAAAGUUUCAGUCACAAUUCCUAUCUGGUGAAACACCAGAGAACUCACAUGCAAGAGAAACCAUAUGAGUGUUCAGAUUGUGGAAAAGCUUACAAGUCGAAUUCUUACCUAGCGACACACCAAAAGAUUCACACAGGUGAAAAACCAUAUGAGUGUUUGCAGUGUGGGAAAAGUUUCAUUCAAAAUUGCAACCUUGUGAGACAUCACAGGAUUCACACUGGAGAGAAACCAUUUAAGUGUCCAGAUUGUGGGAAAGGUUUCACUCAGAAUUGUGACAUGGUAAUACACCAAAGGACUCACAUGAAAGAGAAACCGUAUGAGUGUUCAGAUUGUGGGAAAGGUUUCAGUUGCAGUUCUGACCUCCUGAUGCAUCAGAAGACUCACACAGGAGAGAAAUCAUAUAGCUGUCCUGAUUGUGAGAAAUCUUUCAGUCAGAAUUCCUACCUUGUGAAACACCAAAGGACUCACACAGGAGAGAAACCAUAUAAAUGUCAUGAUUGUGGGAAAAGUUUCAGUCAGAAUUCCUACCUAAUGAAACAUCAGAAAACUCACAUGGCAGAGAAACUGUAUGAGUGUUCAGAGUGUGGGAAAAGUUUCAGUCAAAAUUCCUACCUGGUGAAACAUCAGAGGACUCACACAGGAGAGAAACCAUAUAAGUGUAUUGAUUGUGGGGAAAGUUUCCAUCUGAAUUCUCACUUGGUGGUACACCAGACAAUUCACACAGAGGACAAACUGUAUCAGUGUGUGAAUUGUGGUAAAAGUUUCACUCGGAAUUCUGAUCUGGUGAUACACCAGAGGACUCACACAGGAGAAAAAUUAUAUGAGUGUGUGUUUUGUGGAAAAAGUUUCAGUCAGACUGCCAACCUGGUGCAACACCAGAAUACUCACACAGGAGAAAAACCAUAUGAGUGCCUGGAUUGUGGGAAAAGAUUCAGUUGGAAUUUCCACCUGGUGAUACACCAGAAGACUCACACAGGGGAGAAACUGUACGAAUGUCCAGAAUGUCAGGAAAGUUUCGUUAUUAAGUCUGAACUGGUGAAACACCAGAAGAUUCAUAGAGGAGAGAGAUUGUAUGAGUGUCCUGAUUGUGGGAAAAGCUUCCCUCGAAAUUCCAAGCUGUUGAGACACCUGAGAACUCAUACGGGAGAGAAACCAUAUGAGUGUCUGCAUUGUGGGAAAAGUUUCAGUCAGAAAUCUAACCUAGUGGUACAUCAGGAGACUCACACAGGAGAAAAACCAUAUCAGUGUCCAGAUUGUGGGAAACGUUUCAAUCAGAAUUCCUACUUGGUGAAACACCAGAGGAUUCACAGCGGAGAAAAACCGUAUAAGUGUCUUGAAUGUGGGAAGAGUUUCAGUCGGAAUUCCCAUUUGGUGAUACACUUGAGGAGUCACACAGGAGAGAAGCCAUAUGAAUGUCCAGAUUGUGGGAAAGAUUUCCGUUAUAUGUCUACCCUUAUAAAUCAUGUAAGGACUCACACUGAGGAGAAAAUCUUUGAAUGUCCUGAUUGUGGGAAAACGUUUAGUCAGAAUUCCAUCCUGCUGAUACAUAAGUGGGUUCACACAGGAGAGAAACCAUAUGAAUGCCAAGAUUGUGGGAAAAGUUUCAGUUGGAAUUCUCUCCUGGUAGAACAUCACAGAAUUCACACAGGAGAGAAACCAUAUGAGUGUCCUGAUUGUGGAAAAGAUUUCUCUCGGAAAUCCGACCUGGUGAAACACCAGAGGACUCACACAGGAGAGAAACCGUAUGAAUGUUCAGAUUGUGGAAAAGGUUUCAAGGGGAAUUCUGACCUGGUGAUACACCAAAGGAUUCACACAGGUGAAAAACCAUAUGAGUGUCUACAAUGUGGGAAAAGAUUCAUUCAAAAUUUCCACCUUGUGCGACAUCAGAGGACUCAUACAGGAGAGAAACCAUAUAAGUGUCCUGAUUGUGGGAAAAGUUUCACUCAGAAUUCUGACCUGGUGAUACACCAGAGGACUCACACACAAGAGAAACCGUAUGAGUGUUCAGAUUAUUGUGAGAAGAGUUUCACUCAAAAUUCCAAGUUGUUGAGACAUCACAGGACUCACACAGGAGAGAAACCAUAUAAGUGUUCAGAUUGUGGGAAAAGUUUCAGUCAGAAUUCCAACCUGGUGAUACACCAGAAAACUCACACAGGAGAAAAACCAUAUCAGUGUCCAGAUUGUGGGAAAGGUUUCACUCAGAAUUCCUACCUGGUGAUACAUCGAAAAACUCACACUGGAGAAAAACCAUAUCAGUGUCCAGAUUGUGGGAAAAAAUUCUGUCAUAAUUCCUACUUAGUGAAACACCAGAGGACUCACACUGGAGAGAAACCAUAUGAGUGUCUUGAAUGUGGGAAAAGUUUUGCUUGGAAUUCCCAUUUGGUGAUACACCAGAGGAGUCACACAGGAGAGAAACCAUACGAAUGUCCGGAUUGUGGGAAAGAUUUCAGUAGUAGAUCUAACCUUAUAAAUCAUGUAAGAACUCACACAGGAGGAAAACCAUAUCAGUGUUCAGAUUGUGGGGAAAGCUUCAGUCACAAUUCCUAUCUGAUGAAACACCAGAUAAUUCACACAGGAGAAAAAACGUAUGAGUGCCUUGAGUGUGGGAAGAGUUUCGUAAGGAAUUCCAGUUUGGUGAUACACUGGAGGACUCACACAGGAGAAAAACCAUAUGAAUGUCCGGAUUGUGGGAAAGAUUUCAGUAGUAGUUUCACUAGGAAUUCUCACCUGGUGAUACACCAGAGGACUCACACAGGAGAGAAACCUUAUAAGUGUCGUGAUUGUGGGAAAAGUUUCUCUCGGAAUUACAACCUGGUGCUACACCAGAGGACUCACACAGAAGAAAAACCAUAUCAGUGUCCAGAUUGUGGGAAAAGUUUCAGUCAGAAUUCCUAUCUGGUGAAACACCAGAAGACUCACACAGGAGAGAAACCCUUUGAAUGUCCUGAUUGUGGGAAAAGUUUUAGAGAGAAUUCUUACCUGGUAAAACACCAGAGGACUCACACAGGAGAAAACCGAUAUGAGUGUCUGGAUUGUGAGAAAACUUUCAAGCAGAAUUCUCACCUAGUGAUACACCAGAGGACUCACACAGGAGGGAAACCAUAUAAGUGUCGUGAUUGUGGGAAAGGUUUUUCUCGGAAUUUCAACCUGGUGAUACACCAGAGAACUCACACAGGAGAAAAACCAUAUGAGUGUCUUUUUUGUGGGAAAAGUUUUAUUCGAAAUUCCUACCUAUUGAAUCACCAGAGGACUAAUACAGGAGAAAACCCAUAUGAGUGUCUGGAAUGUAGGAAAACUUUCAUUCGAAAGUGUGACUUGGUGAUACACCAGAAGACUCACGCAGGAGAGAAAUUAUAUGAGUGUCCUGAUUGUGGGAAAAAUUUCACUCGGAAUUCCAAGCUGGUGAUACACCAGAGAACUCACACGGGAGAGAAACCAUAUGACUGUCUAUAUUGUUUGAAAAGUUUCAGUCAGAAUUCCAACCUGUUGAUACACCAGAGAACUCACACAGGAGAAAAACCAUAUCAGUGUUCAGAUUGUGGGGAAAGUUUCAGUCAGAAUUCUUAUCUGGUGAAACACCAGAGGAUUCACACAGGAGAAAAACCAUAUGAGUGUAUGGAAUGUGGGAAAAGUUUCAAGUCGAAUUCUCAUCUGGUGAUACAUCAAAGGAUUCACACAGGAGAGAAACCAUAUGAGUGUCUGCAGUGUGGAAAAGGAUUCAUUCAAAAUUCCCUCCUUUUGCGACAUCACAGGACUCACACAGGAGAGAAACCAUAUAAGUGUCCAGAUUGUGGGAAGAGUUUCAGUCAGAGUUUUGACAUGGUGUUGCACCAGAGGACUCACACCCAAGAGAAACCGUAUGAGUGUUCAGAUUGUGGGAAAGGUUUCAGUUGUAAUUCUGACCUGGUGAAACACCAGAGGACUCACACAGGAGAGAAGCCAUAUAAAUGUCAUUGUGGGAAAAGUUUCAGUCAGAAUUCCUACCUGGUGAAACACCAGAGGACUCACAUGGGAGAGAAACUGUAUAAGUGUUCAGAUUGUGGGAAAGGUUUCAGUUGUAAUUCUGACCUGGUGAAACACCAGAGGACUCACACAGGAGAGAAGCCAUAUAAAUGUCAUUGUGGGAAAAGUUUCAGUCAGAAUUCCUACCUGGUGAAACACCAGAGGACUCACAUGGGAGAGAAACUGUAUAAGUGUUCAGAUUGUGGGAAAGGUUUCAGUUGUAAUUCUGACCUGGUGAAACAUCAGAAGACUCAUACAGGAGAGAAACCUUAUGAGUGUUCAGAUUGUGGAAAAAGUUUCAAAUCUAAUUCUGAUCUGGUGAUACACCAAAGAAUUCACACAGGUGAAAAACCGUAUAAAUGUCAUUGUGGGAAAGGUUUCAGUUGUAAUUCUGGCCUGGUGAACCAUCAGAGGACUCACACUGGAGAGAAACCGUAUGAGUGUCCGGUGUGUGGGAAAGAUUUCUCUUGGAAAUCUGACCUGGUGAAACACCAGAGCAUUCACAUAGGAGAGAAACCAUAUGAGUGUUCAGAUUGUGGAAAAUGUUUCGACUCUAAUUCUCAUAUGCUAAUACACCAAAGAAUUCACACAGGUGAAAAACUGUAUGAGUGUCUGCAGUGUGGGAAAAGUUUCAUUCAAAAUGCCUUCCUUUUGCGACAUUACAGGACUCACACAGGAGAGAAACCAUAUAAGUGUCCAGAUUGUGGGAAAAGUUUUAGUCAGAAUUUUAACAUGGUGAUACACCAGAGGACUCACACAGGAGAGAAACCGUAUGAGUGUUCAGAUUGUGGGAAAAGUUUUAGUAAGAAUUCCUACCUGAAGGAACACCAGAGGACUCACACUGGAAAAAAAAGGUAUCCGUGUCUUGAAUGUGGAAAAAAAUUCACUUGGAACUCCAAGCUGUUGAGACACCAGAGAACUCACACGGGAGAGAAACCAUACGAGUGUCUCUAUUGUGGAAAACGUUUCAAUCAGAAUUCCCACCUGGCAAUACACCAGAAAACGCACACAGGAGAAAAACCAUAUCAGUGUCCAGAUUGUGGGAAAAGUUUCAGUCAGAAUUUCUAUCUGGUGAUACACCAGAAAACUCACACAGGAGACAAACCCUAUCAGUGUCCAAUUUGUGGGAAAGGUUUCUGUUACAAUUCCUACUUGGUGAAACAUCAGAGGACUCACACAGGAGAGAAACCGUAUGAGUGUCUUGAAUGUGGGAAAAGUUUUAGUUGGAAUUCCAGUUUGGUGAUACACUGGAGGACUCACACAGGAGAGAAACCGUAUGAAUGUCCAGAUUGUGGGAAAGAUUUCCGUUAUAGGACUAGUCUUAUAAAUCAUGUAAGGUUACACAUAGGGGAGUAACCCUAGAUUGCACACAGUGUUUCACACAAAGUUCCUCCCUUAUCACACAAGAAAUUUCACAUGAAGCAACAUUUGAUGUGUGUAGAGGAAUGUUGAAUUU
Molecule: messenger RNA, 6883 nt
Organism: Thamnophis sirtalis
Lineage: Eukaryota; Metazoa; Chordata; Lepidosauria; Squamata; Natricidae
Biological process (GO): regulation of transcription by RNA polymerase II
Cellular component (GO): nucleus
Molecular function (GO): RNA polymerase II cis-regulatory region sequence-specific DNA binding; DNA-binding transcription factor activity, RNA polymerase II-specific
Source: RefSeq, a predicted model, not a curated record